AUGGCGGCUAUAGCAGACUACCAAUGGCAUGAUCCGCUGAUGGCGUUUAAAUGUCCAACAUUAGAUGAAGGAGCUUCAGGAAACCUACAGAUACCAAAUGCAGGUUUGAUGAUAGAUAUGAGAGACCUAAGUGAAAACUAUAACCAAGAGAAACAGGCUACAUCCUUCUACAUCCCUGUUGAACAAGACCAGGGUAAUGGUUCAGAAGUUAAUGGUCCGAAAGUUUUGGGUGGAUCGCCGAUAAGGUCGACAUCUGGUACAUACAUUCAGCAAAGCAGUAAUGAGUGCUUGGUAGCUGAUGUAGAUUUAGACCCCUCGGAGAGUGGAUUUUACUUGGAGGAAGAUGUGGACCUCAACCAGCAGACUGUUACUUCCUUUGGAGGACUUUCCAUUGAUACCCAGGACAGUGCACGCUACUAUGAUGCACCGUUUGACUGUGGUAACAUUCAAUUUUCAAAUAUUCAUAGCCAGAAACCUGAUAUAGAGCGCCACUAUGUAUGUAUCCCCAGUGACACAUCAAGCUGGGAUGUUACACACUUCCUUGGCACCUACUGGAAGAUGAGAAGUCCAAAGAUUGUACUAUCUGUAAUAUCAGGAGUGAGACAUUUCAAACCAUGGAAAAACCUCCGAUUGAAGGAACAGUUUCAGAAAGCCGUUAUCAAAGCAGCCAACACCACUGAAAUGUGGAUUGUGACAAGUGGGUUGGAUGGAGGUGUGUCCAAGAUGAUUGGAGAUGCUUUUAGAGAAGAGAAAGCUCGGCGAAUUAGCAACCGUACACAGCAGAGUAUGAUCCGUCCAGAUGCUGUACAGAAAUUUCAAAAACUUACAUUGAUUGGGAUCUUACCUAAAGAUGGACUGAAAUAUGGUGACAAGCUGGAUGGAUCUGAAGGUGUUGGACUGAGGAAUGAAGGGCACCAACCUGACAGUGACAAGUAUGAACUUAACCCCGACCACACCCACUUUAUGAUAGUAGAGGAGGAGGAUCUGGACCGCAUGUUCUUCACCAACAUCAGAUGUACACUAGAGAAGGAGUUUGAGUGUCAGUUAGGGCGGCCACGUCGACUAAGGAGGGUUUUCAGCUGGGGUUCUGAUGAGAGCAAUAUUCACAGUUUCAAUAACAUGCACCCACCAAAUGAUAAGACAAUUCCUGUGAUUGGAUUGUUGGUACAAGGUUCACCUAAGAAUGUAGAACACAUUUUGUUCUACCUCAGCAACAAGAUGCCAGUAGUUGUCCUCAAGGGCAGUGGGGGAUUCGCAGACCUCUUAGCUUUUGCCUAUCAGGAAACUCAAGAAAGGACCGAUCCAGACUUCCUGGAAACGUUUCUGAAACCAGAAUUAAUCAAAAUGAUCUGUAAAAGCUACCCUAGUGACUUCAAGGACAAUGACCUGGCCAGGAAUGAAUUCAGGGACAAGAUAUUGAAAUGUGUAGACUUAGCACAAGAGGAAGACCAGACAUUUAUGACUGUGGUGAAUAUGCAAGGUUGGGAUGCAAGUUUAAAAGACUUGGACAAGUAUUUACUUAAAGCCCUAUUCAAAUCUGAGAAGCAGGUUGCUAGCAAGUGGAAGGAACAACUGUACAAGAAUCUCCAGUUAAUUCUCGACUGGAACCGUCCUGACUUAGUACAGUCACAGAUAUUCCAGCGUGAUGACUUUGCAAAAAUUAAGUUAAAUAAGGAGCUGUUGGAAAAGGCCUUGCUAAAAACAGAUAGAGAAGAAUUUGUAGACCUGUUUCUUGAUCAUGGAGUUCAGAUUCACAAGUUUUUAAACCACAAAAAGUUCAAGCUGCUCUUUGAAAGACCAGAAGAUCGAGAAUUUUUCACAACAGUGUGCUUAGAAGGAGCUCUGAACUUCAGUAGUGUGGAAGCAGAUCAGCCUUUGCAGAAAGAAUUUUUAUCAAAUGAUCUGAAUCGUUUGAUAUACAAGCUGAGUCGUAUCAAAGAUUUUGUCCAACCAUAUGAGCUUUCCAUGAAUUCUGCUGGACUGUAUGUUUCAAACCCUGCUGUCGCAGAGAGGAAGGCUCUGAACUGUCUCAUCAUCUGGGCAGUACUGAUGAAUCGCCAAAAGCUGGCUAAGGUUCUGUGGCAGAGAUGUGAAGAACCCAUUGCUAUGGCUCUGAUUUGUAGCAACAUGUACAAGGAACUGGCAAAAAACUGUAUAGAGCUGUACCUACGCAAUGAGAUGGAACACAAUGCAAAUGACUUUGGUAAGAUUGCCCUUGGUGUGUUGGACAUCAGUUUCCGUGACUCUAGUGCUCAGGCCUAUAACAUCCUUUGUAAGCCUUUACCUGAUUUCAACAACAAGACCACACUGGAAAUAGCGUAUGAUGCAAACUACAUGAACUUUAUAGCACACCCCUGCUGUCAGAAGUGGCUGACUAAAAAACUGUUUGGUGCUAUACACGUCAAAGAAGUCCAUUGGGGCAUUUUCAGGCUUCCCUACUGGUUCAAGAUCUUGGCCAGUGCUUUCUUGAUAUUUCCGAUGUUCCUUUGGAUAAACUUUUCUUCUGGAUCUCUCAGGAGAGUUAAAGGAAUUACAGUAAACGAUUCCAUUUUGAUGGAGGACGAGGAAGAAGAUGCAGAGACUGACAGCAAUGAUGAUGAUGAAGAUGCAGUUUUACCAUCAUCAAAGUCUAUGUUGGAGAAUGAACUCAGCAGUAUGAGUAAGACAAAGGGCCUUAAGAAUGUGAAAGUAAAGAUAAGAAGUGCCAUGAAAUCUAACAAGAAGCGACACUUUGCCAUUUGGAGGCGAAUCCAGCUCCUGUGGUCAGCACCAAUUACCAAAUUCUGGCUGACUCAGGCCCUGUAUUUCCUGUACCUGGGAUUGUUCUGUCUGGCAGUGCUGUGGCCCACCUGUGGUAAUUUGACACUAGAUCUUUUAGUGUGGUUGUGGACAGCUGUCAUUCUGACUGAGUUGGUCAGGAGAACUUAUGUUAAACACCAGAAAUACAAAACAGUUUCCCUGUUUGGCCAGUGUGCAGAGAUUUGCUUCAUUUUGAUAUUCCUCGUUCUUUACCUUUUCCUACGAAUUAUACCCCAUUGGUUUGUGUAUGCCAACAUCAAUGCAGCCAAGACGGUGUUAAGUGUGGGACUGAUCUAUUCCUUCUAUCGUCUGUUGGGUACCUAUCUCCUUAUCAGUCCAACCUUGGGGCCAAUGUUGGUACGGAUGUCUCGAAUGGUGAAGCAUGACUUUGUGGCUUUUAUACGUAUGUUCUUGAUCUUUCUAAUCUCUGGGGGCGUGACUAUACAGGCUGUUCUCUACCCAAACUACCCAAUGGGCAUCAACCUGAUCAAGAGAGUUCUCACACGCCCACUGUUUGCCAUGUUUCUUACCAAGAUUGAUGAUUUGGAUGGUUCUCCUGCCUGUAAUGCAUACACCAAUGCAAAUAUGUCUGCUCAUUACUGUUUGGCAGAUCCACCUCGACCUGAACCUCAACUUCCUGAUGACAUUAUCCAGUGCUCCGUAGAAAGUGUCGGGGGAUACCUGAUUGUGAUCCAGUACCUCCUCAUCUGUAAGCUUGUUCUAGUAACACUCCUGUUUGCUAUGUUUGCCCUUACAAUAACUAAGGUGGAUAAAGAGGCUGGUGAGAUUUGGAAGUAUCAGCGGUAUGCACUGAUUAUAGACUUCGAGGAACGACUGUGUCUACCCCCUCCGUUCACUCUGAUUAGUUACGUCACCAUGCUCCUAGUCUUCUUCUACAAUCAAGUGUUUGUCUGUCAAAAGGGCUGUCGGUGCUGCUAUUGCUGCAAAAGACAGGAUAAGGUAAAAACUAAAAAAAAUACUGAGAAGAUGAUCCACAAAGUUCAGAGGAUUAAACAGUCGCAGGAUUAUAAUUACUGGCAGAAGUGUGCUUCAGAAUACAUUACCACCCAGGAAAACGAGCUGGAAAAGAAUGCUGUUGUGAACAAACAGACAGAAGUCAUCAACUCACUUCAAGAGGAUAUGAAUUUUCAAAAGAAGAAUAUGCGUCUCCUGAACAACAGAAUUGUGGAGUUAGAGAAAAUAAUGCUGUCUAGUCGUAUGUACCUGGAGAACAUCUACCAUAAACUGGACAAGACAGAUGUGUUUGGUGUGGCUAAUACAAAAGGACAGAUCAUCCAUAUAACAGCCAGGCAGUCCCCCUACCCUGGCACACGUAUUGCACGCUUUCCUGUUUUUGACAAAUAUGUUCCAUGGGAGCAAGUUUAUGAUGUGUAUGACCCAAAAAUUUACACUAAGCCAAAGGAUCAGUUCUGUGAGGAUGAAAUGGUAUUUGUGGAUGAGGACCUAAUUCAGUUAAAGAAAUUACAAGAGGAGCGAGACAGGAUGACAGAGGAGGAAAAGGAGGCCUUACCUCCCUUGGUAAAGUUUACAGCUAAGUGGAAUGCAGUGGUGACUUAUAGACAAGAGUCUCAUACACGUGCCAUUGACAGAAGAUCUUGGAUUUCCUUUGAUAACCAGCCACAUCGUUAUAGCUUGGACCCAAUGGAAAUACCAAUUAAUUCUAUGGGGAGAACUGGUCUGAGAGGCCGUGGUGUGUUAUGGCGCUGGGGCCCUAACCAUGUAAUCAAGGCAGUCUGCACCAGAUGGCGUCACAAGUACAGUGAUAAUGAUGCACAGACUGGUUUCCUGUAUGUCGAGGGUAAACGUGUUCUUGAAUUCAUUGCCAUCAAAAAGCUUGGGGAUGAAGUAACUGUAGAUUCUGGAUCCACUUACGGUCUACCAGGGGGAGCCCUACAUGGACAUAUCUCUCCCUAUAGUAUGCAGUGUCAGGCAUUUAUGAAGGAUGUACUAAUGGAGGACCAAGAACCCAAAAAUAACCUGGACCAGUCAGACAUGAUUCAGUAUUUUGCUCAGUUUUCGGCUAAUGUGAUUACCCCUGUCCGAACACCUGUCACACAACUGCCUAGCCCUGUAUCCAGCGCCACCCAGCUGUCCUCCAUCCAGCCCUUCCUGACUCGUACUAACUCCAGGACAAGUUUACGUACACACGGGGAAGGGGACAAUUCAGGCUAUAGUGCAUGCCUGUUAUACAAAGGCUAUGUAGAUGAUCCCCGUAACACUGACAAUGCAUGGGUGGAGGCUGAGGUGUGGAACUUCCAUUAUGAUGGUGGAGACACUUUUGACAUCAGAAUUCCUGAGGAUAGUUCACCAACUUGGAAGGAAGUUUCACCCAAUGUGAAGAUUUUUGGAAAUGAAGGUGUCAUUGUACAAGAGGCUGCCAAAAUCCAUGAUGCAUAUCAUUAACACAGGAUAUGUGUAGAAUGUAGCCCCUUUUAAUGUCUGUGUUGAAGUAUUUAGCACUGCCUCAGCUAACUGAAAC
Ylistrum balloti is the source of this 5299-nucleotide messenger RNA. Its product is annotated as transient receptor potential cation channel subfamily M member 2-like. Lineage: Eukaryota; Metazoa; Mollusca; Bivalvia; Pectinida; Pectinidae. Gene Ontology annotation, molecular function: monoatomic cation channel activity. Gene Ontology annotation, biological process: monoatomic cation transmembrane transport. The coding region runs from base 1 to 5223 and encodes 1740 amino acids. The record is from RefSeq and is a predicted model, not a curated record. The transcript has 33 exons.